AUUGAAUAAACACAAUUUCGCCUAAAACUCCGUUCAUCUCUCUGCAAUCAGAUCCAAGUUCAGUUUUUAAAAAAAUCAAGUCCCGAGUCGAAAACUGGAUUCGAUUAGGUCAGAUUUUGGGCAGUGCAUAAAGUUUCCAUUUAAGAACCCGAAGCCGGUGGGGCUGCGAUGGCAGAAAAGAGACCCACGGAUGAGAUGGCCGUUCGAUGAUCAGGAAGCUUGUUCUUUACAGCUUCACACAAGUCAAAAUCGACUAUUUUAAUGGACGGAAGCGUGUCGAUUGACUCCAUUCCCCGCGAAAAACGGGAGCCCCGUUAAUUUCCGGGGAGGACGUGGAGUCGGGCUUCAGAAAUGGCCCCCUCGACCGUCUUCCCUCUCAAGCUCCCGCUCUACUGCAUCGAUUCAGCCCUCGAGGUACUCGCCAAAGGCAGGAUAUGCAGGAUCUUCCACCAUGUCCAGUACGCAAUUGCUCUCUUCCUCUACGCUCUCUUCUCCGCCCUCCGCCUCCUCCUCCUCCGCUUUCCGGCCGGUUCCCGCCGGAUUCCCAACCCGGAGCCCGCUGGGAGUAACAGCCCCGCGGUCCUCGACUCCGGAAUAGGCCGGGCCCUCACGCAGAUCCUCUCUCUAACGAGCGAGAUCCCCGUGGGCUCACGGAAGUACGACGUCGUCCGCGACCUCGCCGAUCGAAUCAUCGACGAGAACGCCCGCGAUGGGAGCGCGGUGUUGGCAGAGAUCAACCGCGCGGUGGUGUCCUCUGCUUUCGGCAGGACCCUCGACUUUCUGGAGGUGGCGAUGGAGGAGCGCUCGUCGUCGGAGGGCGAGUUCCCAUCUUCGGAGAAGGUCGAGGGCUCGCAGGUCAUCGGGCUUUUGCGAGUCGUGGAGGCGGCUAGGCGCCGCCUAGGGUUUUCCGGGCGCAGGGACAGCAGGUUGUCUGCGGAGAAGCUGGCUCUGGAGCUGCUCUGGCUUGCGCAGAAGCUGGACGUCUGUGGAGCCGUUGGUGAAGCCAUCCGACGUCUGGGAUCGGCUUCUCGUGUGGCUCGACUCGCUGUCUCGGCUGACCCUCGGCUCCAGACUUGCAUCGUCAAACUCUCAGUUUUCAUAUUGAAGAAGAUUAAGGAAGUUGAAGAAGAUGGAGAUAACAAGAUCGAACGGUCAGAAGUACUCCAAUUUCUGCUAUGUUGGAUGCCAUUGCUUUGUCAUGCUAGCAAUGGCGCGGAUGCACCAGUUUUAUCAUCCGUUGAGAGAGUACAUAUGGAAGGUGUGAUAGAGGAGACAAUUAACAGACUGGCUUUGGAAGAUCAGGAGAAGGUGUUAAGGAUUUGGCUUAAGCAGUACUCAAGCUCUACUUCCGACUGGCCGAACUUGCAACAAUGCUAUAACAGGUGGUACUCUGCAUCCAGAAAACUUGUUGGUUGACAAACAGAGAAAGACUGGAAUCAACAAAUGUCAGCAAAUAUCUAUCUCUGUAAAGGAUUCUGUGGACGAAUAUCUAUUUCUGUAAAGGAUUAGGUCAUCCACAUUAUAGAAUGCAUUAUUCAUGACAGAUGCACUUAUUGUAUACUUUCUCGUUCCCUUUGUAGUUGUACAAAUUCUUGCAUGGUGUACAUAUCUUAAUAUUUUUAUAUCAUAGACCCAGUAGGUAUACAAGUUAACUUUUUCCUUUUUCCGUUGUUUUAUUUUCCUUUCAUGUAGAAAAUGGUCGAUUAUAUUCUCCGGUUAGCAAUAAAUCGAAUAUUUAAUGUAGUGUA
Molecule: messenger RNA, 1748 nt
Organism: Nymphaea colorata (pocket water lily)
Lineage: Eukaryota; Viridiplantae; Streptophyta; Magnoliopsida; Nymphaeales; Nymphaeaceae
Exons: 2
Coding region: 352-1416 (354 amino acids)
Source: RefSeq, a predicted model, not a curated record